AUCGAUCCCUCUUUGCGUGUAUUUCCAUGCCUCCACCUGAUCACAACCAAUCAGAGCCGUCGGUUUUCAUUACCAUCCCAUCAAGUUCAACCUUUGGCUGCCAUUUCAAAUACCCUUUUUCUUUUCGAGAAUCGUAGCGCUGUUUCUUAUUCUUCUUCUUCUUCGUUCCAAGCUCUCAGAGUAGAGGAGCCUGCAAGAAAACAAGGGAAGUUUUCCUUUUUCAAGUUUCAAGAUUAAAGAAGAAUAAAGGGUUGUUUUGUUUGGUAUCAAUUACCAGGGAAGAAGAAGAAGAAGAAGAAGAAGAAGAAGAGGAGCCCAUUAAUUGGGUAAUCUUUUUCCUCCUUCAUCUUUGGUUUUGCGUAUACUAGAGAGAAAGGGAGAGGGGUUUCGAGGAAUGCGUGUAGAAGAUGGUGAUGAUCUUGAAAUGGGGGAUUCAAGAUCAAUACCGGUUUCACCACGAGCUUACAAAUGGCUGACGAAUUUCCAUCGUGAUUUGUUGGCGGGGGCUUUCAUGGGCGGACUUGUGCACACUAUCGUUGCUCCAAUUGAGAGGGCGAAGCUUUUGUUACAGACCCAAGAGAGCAAUCUUGCCAUUGUUGGGGUUGGUCGAAGGAGAUUCAAGGGUAUGUUCGAUUGUAUUUUUCGCACUGUUAGGGAAGAAGGCAUUCUUUCUUUAUGGAGAGGCAACGGAAGCAGCGUUAUUCGUUAUUACCCUUCGGUUGCUCUCAAUUUUUCUCUUAAGGAUCUAUAUAAAGAAAUGUUGAGGAAUAGCUUUGUAGAUGGUCACUUUCUUUCUGGUCCAUCCGCCAAUUUUAUUGCCGGGGCGGCUGCUGGUUGUUCAACGUUGAUUUUAAUAUACCCUUUAGAUAUUGCACACACACGCCUUGCUGCAGACAUUGGAAGAACUGAUGUCCGUCAGUUUCGAGGCAUCUGCCAUUUCCUUUCUACCAUACGCAAAAAGGAUGGAAUUCAAGGGAUUUACAGGGGACUUCCAGCCUCUUUACAAGGAAUGGUCGUACACAGAGGCCUUUAUUUUGGUGGCUUCGACACCAUGAAAGAGAUUUUGGUAGAACAGUCUCAAUCAGAGUUGGCACUGUGGAAGCGUUGGGGAGUGGCUCAAGUGGUCACAACCUCAGCUGGAUUGUUGUCAUAUCCUUUCGAUACAGUUAGAAGGCGGAUGAUGAUGCAAUCUGGCUUGGAUAAGCCAAUGUACAACGGCACCCUGGACUGUUGGAGGAAGAUUUAUCGAAUGGAAGGGGUUAGCUCUUUCUAUCGAGGUGCUGUUUCGAACAUGUUCAGGAGUACAGGUGCAGCUGCUAUCCUAGUUUUGUACGACGAGGUGAAGAAGUUCAUGAAAUGGGGUGGGUUGUAGUUAGAAGGGAACUCUUUGUCUGACAUUGAUGACAUCUUUGUAGCGUUUAGAAAUUAGUAUGAUCUAAAAGAAUACAAAACUUCAACAGGGGAAAGAAAAAAUCUUGUAGAGUCCAGAAACGAGCUCGAUCUCGUAACAGUGUUCCUAAAUCAUUCAUUUGCCUCGUUCUCUCUCUCUUUCUCGAGGUAAUCACAUGAACAUUGAUUUUUUUUUUUUUUUCUU
Cucumis melo (muskmelon) is the source of this 1594-nucleotide messenger RNA. RefSeq names its product probable ADP,ATP carrier protein At5g56450. Bases 395 to 1372 code for a protein of 325 amino acids. The transcript has 2 exons. The record is from RefSeq and is a predicted model, not a curated record. Lineage: Eukaryota; Viridiplantae; Streptophyta; Magnoliopsida; Cucurbitales; Cucurbitaceae. Gene Ontology annotation, biological process: mitochondrial ATP transmembrane transport; mitochondrial ADP transmembrane transport. Gene Ontology annotation, cellular component: mitochondrial inner membrane. Gene Ontology annotation, molecular function: ATP:ADP antiporter activity.